AUUUUGGUUCCUCCCCCCAAAUGUUCCCUCGUUCCCCCCCAGCACCGGCGGGACCUGGAGGAGGAGCUGCGGGACCUCAGCAACCAGGUGGCGGCGCUGGGGCGGAGCCUGGCAGCAGAGAGGGGGCGUGGCCUGGUGGAGGGCGGGGCCCUGCGUGCGCUGGAGAUCGCAGUGGGCGGUGCCCAGGCCCGGAUGGGCGGGGCCUGCAGGGCCAGGGACCGGGCCAAUGAGAGACUGCGGCUGCAGCAGGAGGCGGGGCAGCUGCUGUGGGCGGAGCUCCAGGCCGCCCGCGCCGCCCUCGCGGGGGCGGAGCUUCGGGCGCAGGAGGCGGAGUCGCGGUGCCGGGAACGGGGGGAGGAGCUUCAGCGGCUGCGAGAGGCCGUGGAGGAGGCCCGGCAGUGCCGGCACCAGGCGGAGCAGGAGCGGGACCGAGCGGCUGCUCAGGUGGGACAAGGCCCCCGGCACAG
This is a messenger RNA of Neopelma chrysocephalum (saffron-crested tyrant-manakin), 467 nucleotides long. RefSeq names its product plectin-like. The annotation marks the transcript as partial. The record is from RefSeq and is a predicted model, not a curated record. Lineage: Eukaryota; Metazoa; Chordata; Aves; Passeriformes; Pipridae. The transcript is spliced from 4 exons.